AUGUGCGUCAUAAUCGGCGAACACCUCUUCAACACCGCAGCAUUGUUUCCUUCUGGCAAACCUUUGAUAAAGUCAGUAGAGGCCACUGUUGCCUAUAUCGACAACCUCUUCUAUCCUUCAGAUACCGAGUCAACCAUGUUCCGUACCUCUUCUACCCGUGAGCCGGACGAUGUCGAAUGGAGAGCAGCAGACCGAGGAUCGAAUGGUGUUACCCAGCCACCCCUACAUCCCGAGACGUCCAACAACAAACGCAAGCGGCAAAGCAGUUGUUUUUGCGCACCGCAAAUGUUUGGUGGUGGCAUCUUCUUACCGGACCCCUCAACGUAUGACCCUUUGGAAAUACUGCUCAACACGCAUGGCCAAAGCGAGAGAGAUGAGCUUGUCGAAAAAUGGAGAGACAACAAGCUAAGCGAGCUGAACUUUGUUGGUGUCGUGGUAAGUACUGUAUCCAUUGAUGAUGCCGCAUCGCUGACGAUGGUCAAGUCCGCCCUGCUUGCGGGUGUCCUUACCUCGACAGGCAGCUGGCCAAAUAUCCUCACCACCGGCAGGCCCACUCCGUGGUAUGUCCGGACAUCGUGGUACUGUGGCAUCAUCAUCACAAUGCUCUCCAUCAUCAGCGCAGCCGACCAGACCGUGCGUUUACACCGGCUUUCGUCGCACCGCGAUGGCAUCGCCAAUCUUCACAAGCUACUUGGUAAAGGAAGUCGCUGGAAACGAACGGGUCGUCGUGCGCCAAACCUUGUCCAGGUCUUGACUUGGCAGAUGCCAGUCAUGUUUCUCAUAUCCGCGACUAUCUGCAUGGUUGUGGGUAUGUUUCUGCUCGUGUGGAGUGCAACGUCGAAUUUGGGUAAUUCUGGAGGAUUAGACGAUGGGGACAAGGUAUGA
Messenger RNA from Alternaria triticimaculans, 885 nucleotides. RefSeq lists its product as uncharacterized. Bases 1 to 885 code for a protein of 294 amino acids. The record is from RefSeq and is a predicted model, not a curated record. Lineage: Eukaryota; Fungi; Ascomycota; Dothideomycetes; Pleosporales; Pleosporaceae. The transcript has a single exon.